AUGGAAGUGCCAUACACAAUCGCCUCUCUACCAAAGCCACUGGACGGCGAACAUGGACGAACUCAUGCAGCACCUGUGUAUGGCGUCCGAGCUGGACAGAAGAGGAAGCGACAUGAAGUUGUCGUGGGUGUGGAUGGAGAAGGUGUGAACAUCUACAACGUGCAGGGCCAGAGCUUGGUCACGUCACAUGCUUUGCCACCGAGGGCAUACAUGUGCUGUCCGCCAUGUUCCGUCUACAUCAGAAGACCAAAACCAGUGGGAGCACAGAGACGGACCUAUCUUGUUCUCCGCGACGGGCCACAGGAUACGAAGAGGCGGCUGGUGUGUCUAGUGGAGGAUGUACCGGGAGCUGUGUCAUCAAUUGACACUCCAACUGGUCCCAGAAAGCACGAAGUCAAGCUACAGGAUACAUUCAAUGGUGUCCUUAGUGUCGAAGUGGUGCCGCCAGCACAAUCUGAUCGCGAACCUCAAGUCCUGGUCACACAUCGCAAUGGCUCACAGGAGUGCUUCGUUGGCGACUUGACCUCGGCUACGUGGCGAGAAUCAGCCAGCGGGGAUGAAGAAAGCAAAGGUAUCGUGGAGUAUACUGCACUCGUCGACAUUGAAACGGCCGAGCGAGGUCUGCUAGCCAGCCGAGAGGACAUACUUGCAGCGUUCGAUACUUCAGCAUCGUCUUCAGCUCAAACCAAGCAGUUGAUAUGCCGAGUCAUGCGACAACAAGGUGGCGAGCGGAGUCUUGAGCUUUUCGCGUUGAGAGCUGCUGCCGUCGACGCCGUACAAAGCCAGAAGUCCAACCUACAGCAUCUUGCUGCAAUGAGGUUGCCUACUACAAGUGGUGCACAAGGCCUAGGGAACGCCACCUUCGAUGUACACGCUGCGACGGGCAAGGUCUACCAGAUGCUAGACGGCAAACUACACAUCUACGAUUUCAGUGGCACGGUCCCCCGAUUUGUCAUGACUAUCGGGAGUAGAGCAGGCCCAGUUGUAAGCUUCACACGAGCUUCGUCUGCGUCUGUCUUGGCGGUGCAAGGUGACAGGCUGGUCGUCUACGAGACUCGCUUCGGUGCUGUACUGGAAUCUAUUUCCCUCAAUUCGUCGAGCACGGCACUCGUUGGUCUGACGCGAAGACGCGAUCGUGCUGCAGCUAUCUCUGACAAUGUACUCAUCACGAACUUCCAGGACCUUGGUCUUAUCGCAGGUUUGUCUGGGCACGAGCUCACAUCUCUACAACUACCCGAGGACUUACGUAAGCCAAAGCGAGGGCAAAUGCAUGGCACUACCCUGGCGGAUGUCCUCGGUAAGGGCGAUGCCAAUAUUAUGUCCGGGAAGAAAUCCGAAGACUGGAAGACAAGCUUCGUCACCGCAAUUGGGGAGGGCGACCUGGCAGCGAUAGAAAGUCAUGUUGCUACCAAGUUGCACAUGAGAGGAGACCGCGGCCAGUCUCUUGAUAGCGUUAGCGAGUAUUUUGAUCGCGCUCGACCUGGCCUACGGAUGGAUGUUAUGCGUUUUGACCUUGGCAAAGUCGACAAGAAAGAUGUGCUGUUCAUUAUAAGCCAGCUUUUCCGACCUGCGAUUGAAGAAGAACAACGAAAUGGUGGCAAGGGACGGAUAGUGAUGACUGCAAGAUCUGAACUUUCGUACAAAGCUCUUGCAUUGGCAGGCUUCUUGAACGUGUCGAACAUCGAUCGAGCGAUGCGCAUACGUGAUCAGAGCUUGGCCGCUGGGGUGACAAGGCCUGGAGACAUCAUGACUGCUCUCAAGGACUAUGACGGUACUUUUGCGCUUCUGCAUGAGAUGCUUAGCUCCUCGGUCUACUGGGAUGUGUCUGAGCUUGUGCAAGCGCUUCGAUUGCUGAUAAGAUCGCUCGAGACGCCUGCCGAGGGUACGAGACAUCAUUACCACGCUCUAGCUUCCGCCCCUACCAGAGAUGACGACGAGGAAGACGAAGAUAUCGCCAUGGCGGUGACCAAUGGUAUCAGUGACGCAGGUUCGACUCUCGAGACGGAAUCUGCUCUUGCGCAGCAGGAACUCGACCUUGCCAUCUCUACCCUCACCCACGGUGUGGAGUUUCGUAGCGAGACGAUCCGUUCUGUGCUGGAAAAGCUCACAACGUUCCCAUCGACCUCAAUCACAAAAGCUAUGCGAGAGAUGUGCACACACGACGAACUUCUCUUCUUCCUCAAACUGCUGCGUAUCGAGCUGUUGAGUGGUGAUUGGCAUCGUGCAUACGUCUCUUCACCAGAAGACGAAGAAGAACAAGAACAAGAACAGCAAGCCAACGGAACGAUCAAUGGGCAGACCGACAUCAACGGCAUGCUCAACGGCGACUCCUUUUAUGCCGAGGCAGCCCCGCAACCAGGCGCAAUAUCCCUCAUCUCUCGCCUCAUGAACUGCGCCAUCGACGCCAUCGGUCUCAGCGGCUGGCUCGUAGGCCAAAGCGGCACCGCAUCCGGCGAUAUCUACGGCACACGCGAAUUCAUCAAGGAGCUCCGGGCGGAAGUGAGUGCGUGCGCGGAGGGAUUGUUCGAGAACGAUACUGUCAAGGUGUUUCUGGACGAGGUGGCCGGGAUGGAGAGAUCGCUGUCUUUAGCUAGUAAGAUGGAGAAACGGAAGAGGAUUGCGGCGAUGGAGGCGGAGGAUUUGGACGAAGAGAGUAGGAUUUUGCCGAUGGGGUGUCGGGCGAUGGCAAGUAGAGUGCUGGGGAGGAAUGGGAAGGUGGGGAGGAGUGAGAGGGUGGAGAUGGCGGAGAAGAGGCGGAGGAUAGGGAAGUAUGUUUUUGAGCGGAUUCGGAUUUGA
Molecule: messenger RNA, 2796 nt
Organism: Recurvomyces mirabilis
Lineage: Eukaryota; Fungi; Ascomycota; Dothideomycetes; Mycosphaerellales; Teratosphaeriaceae
Exons: 1
Coding region: 1-2796 (931 amino acids)
Source: RefSeq, a predicted model, not a curated record